Messenger RNA from Apaloderma vittatum (bar-tailed trogon), 1961 nucleotides. It is a transcript of the gene ACSS2, whose product is annotated as acyl-CoA synthetase short-chain family member 2. The record is from RefSeq and is a predicted model, not a curated record. Gene Ontology annotation, biological process: acetyl-CoA biosynthetic process. The transcript has 18 exons. Gene Ontology annotation, molecular function: acetyl-CoA synthetase activity. The annotation marks the transcript as partial. NCBI's taxonomy places the organism in Eukaryota, Metazoa, Chordata, Aves, Trogoniformes, Trogonidae. Gene Ontology annotation, cellular component: cytoplasm.
AAUUCUGGGGUGACAUUGCUAAAGAGUUUUACUGGAAGAGCCGGCACACGGGACCCUUUCUGAAAUACAACUUCGACGUGACCAAGGGGAAGAUCUUCAUCGAGUGGUUGAAAGGGGCAACCACCAACAUCUGCUACAACCUGCUGGACAGAAACGUCAAUGAGAAGAAACUGGGGGACAAAGUUGCUUUUUACUGGGAAGGCAAUGAACCUGGAGAUUCUGCGAAAGUCACGUACAGCGAGCUGCUGCGCAAAGUCUGCCAGUUUGCCAGUGUCCUCCGCAGCCAAGGCGUGAAAAAAGGAGACCGGAUUUCCAUCUACAUGCCGAUGAUCCUGGAGCUGAUUGUAGCCAUGCUGGCCUGCGCUAGGAUUGGAGCUCUGCACUCCGUCGUGUUUGCAGGUUUCUCAGCAGACUCUCUUUGCGAGCGGAUUCUUGCCUGCGGGUGUUCUCUCCUCAUCACGGCAGAUGCCUUUUAUCGGGGGGACAAGCUUGUCAACUUGAAGCAGAUUGCAGACGAAGCCCUGCAGAAGUGUAAAGACAAGGGCUCCCUUUUGAAAAAGUGCAUCGUGGUGAAGCACCUGGGGAGAGAGGAGGUGGAUGGGACGUGCAGCAAGUCUCCCCCUCUCAAAAGGCUGUGCCAGGACAUACAGGAAAAAAAGACUGAGAGCUCACAAAGACUCCAUCCCAAGGUCUCCUGGAACCCCACCACGGACAUGUGGUGGCACGAGCUGAUGAGCAGCGCCAGCACAGAGUGCGAGCCUGAGUGGUGUGACUCGGAGGACGAGCUCUUCAUCCUCUACACAAGUGGCUCAACUGGGAAACCCAAGGGUGUGCUGCAUACGGUGGGUGGAUACAUGCUUUAUGCUGCCACCUCAUUUAAAUAUGUGUUUGAUUACCAACCUGAUGACGUCUACUGGUGCACAGCUGACAUCGGAUGGAUAACGGGACAUUCCUACCUUGUUUAUGGACCCUUGGCAAACGGGGCAACUGGUGUGUUAUUUGAAGGUGUCCCCACCUACCCAGACGUUGGGCGAAUGUGGAGCAUCGUUGACAAGUACAAGGUGACCAAGUUCUACACAGCACCCACAGCCAUCCGGCUGCUCAUGAAGCACGGGGAGGAGCCCGUCAAAAAGCACAGCAGGAAAUCUCUGAAGGUGCUGGGGAGCGUCGGCGAGCCCAUCAACCCUGAAGCCUGGCUGUGGUACUACCAUGUGGUGGGAGAAGAGAGGUGUCCCAUUGUGGACACAUUCUGGCAAACAGAGACAGGUGGCCACAUGCUGACACCCCUCCCUGCUGCCACCCCCAUGAAGCCGGGCUCUGCUACGUUCCCCUUCUUCGGUGUGGUCCCUGCCAUCUUGAACGAGUCGGGGGAAGAGCUGGAAGGAGAAGCAGAAGGCUACCUGGUAUUUAAGCAGCCCUGGCCAGGAAUAAUGCGCACGCUGUAUGGAAACCACCAGCACUUUGAAACUACAUACUUCAAGAAGUUUCCUGGGUACUAUGUGACAGGCGACGGUUGCAGGAGAGAUAAAGAUGGUUAUUACUGGAUCACAGGGCGAAUUGAUGACAUGUUGAAUGUUUCUGGCCACUUGCUGAGCACUGCAGAGGUGGAGUCAGCCUUGCUCGAGCACGCUGCCAUCUCGGAGGCCGCGGUGGUCAGCCGCCCCCACCCCCUGAAAGGCGAGAGCAUCUACUGCUUUGUGACCCUGAGAGAUGGCCACGAGUUCACCAAGAACCUGACAGAUGAGCUGAAAAAACAAGUCAGAGAAAAAAUCGGACCGAUAGCAACGCCUGAUUACAUCCAGUAUGCCCCUAGCCUGCCCAAAACCCGCUCAGGAAAGAUUACCAGGCGGAUAUUACGGAAGAUUGCCAAAAACGACCGAGAUGUGGGGGACAUCUCCACCUUGGCAAACCCGGGCAUCAUAAAACAUCUCUUCAACAACAGAUGCGACACUGAACAGUAG